UCGCAAAUCAGUCGGUCGUUGGGAGUGCGCUGAAGUGGUUGUAUUUUGAGUUUAGUGCAGUUCGUUGAAACUGAUACAGGUGGUUAUUGCUCUCAGCAGGUCGGUGUGCGUGCGUGACAGCACAAAAAGGAAGAAAGAAAGAAAGAGGUGACGUUGACGGAGACAUAAUCCGAGCAGACAGGACAUGCAAUUCUCAUUGCACCAGUUGAUGAGGGACUGCAUACUGCAAGCACCAAACUUGUUUUUUGUGCAAUUUCGAAAAAGUGUCGGCCGAUUCGUGCCCCGUGAGAAUGCUGCGGCGUGAUCAAUCAACACCAUGUUCAUCGACGUCAUCUCCGGUGGACGGUACGGUGGCAGUGCGUGACUUACGGAGUAAAAGUACGGACGAGUUGAGGGUUGACCGGAAGGAGAGAAUGUAUAUGCCGGUCGGUAUUAAUCAGAUCAAGGAAGAAGCAUCGGAUCCCGAUAUUCAGGCUGACUCAGAAGUAUCGCUCGAUGCGAAUAGUACGCUUGCCCAGGUGUUGGAGGAUUUUUCUAACGACGAAGCACCUCACGAACCGGAAAUCGAAAUCAAAACACACUCACGCUCGUUGGACGACACGUUUCGGAAGCAGCAGCAUAGUGCGUCGCAGAAAGCCAUACAGUUUCAGCUUGGAAAUAUCUCCUAUCAUUUGGCGGAUCAGAUGUUCAAGGCGACACCAAUGAAUCUGCUCACAAAAGAUAUGCUAGAGCAGAAGAUUACGGAGAAAGAUCCUGAUCUGGUUUAUCGAAAGCAUCACAAUAACAAUAGCACGUGGUCCAGGUACAUGCCGAUGUACUACAAAGGAGUUAAACAAAACUACGUUCGUUGUUUGGAGUGCGGUUGGUUGGUGUUGCACAAGGCUAGCACCGGUACGGGAUCAUUGUUGAGACACAAAUGUAAGAUUAAGCUUCCCUCCGGGGUGGAGGUAAAAAUCGAACAACAACCUGCGUCCAACAGGAAUCUUCCGGUGAAAGCAUCGGCUGCGGUCGGCCCUACACCAUCCCACGCGGUUAAGUUUCAGACAACUCAAAUGCCACAAAAUGUGGUAGACGAUCUUGUCCGACAGCAGGCCUGCUUCCUGUACAAGGAUCUCAGCAGCGUGGAUAUGUUCGACAGUGUCAGUUUCAGAACGUUCGCUCAGAUGUUGGUUAAUAUUGGAGUAUUUUACGGUCAACAAGACGUUGGAUUUCUCGCUGACAAAUCAAGCUUACUCGAACGGGUUAUUCCUUCGAUUUACCAGCAAGCAAGAGCCCAACUAAACCAAGCUUUGCUGGAUUGUGAUCUUAGCUAUAGUUUCAAUAUGUUUCGAAACGAAGCAGAACAGAAAACGUAUGUUACUAUAAACUCUUACACUAUAGCAGAAGACUACUAUUUUCGUAAAAUAAAUGUCAAGACUGUGCCCUUUGACGAUGUGCCGUCGUUCAUCGAUCAAUUACCUCUUAUCGUAUCUGAGAUGUUAGAACGGGAGCAGGCUGAGCCCCUCAAGUUGGUAUGUGGUACGAAAAUAGAAGCCCCGCGGGCUGCUGAAUUCGAAGUGAUUCCUUGUGUUGUGACAGCUCUCUGGGAAACGAUGAAAAAAAUUAUGCAUAUUUUCCAGUACGAUAGUGAGCAGUACGUGGAGAAAAUUUUUGUAUUAGACGAUAAUGACGACGAAGAAGAUACAAUUAAAAAAAUUUUGGCUCCGUUUAAGGAACCAAUCAAAAGUCUGACUUCGGAUGGAAACGUAACUAUCAGUGAGGUAGUCCUCUGGAAAAAGAAGCUGGAAAAACACUUCCGCAUGGAAGAAGAUGAUGACGAGAGCAUGAAGACUAUUAAACAAACAUUCCAGUCGCAGUUUAAGCGUAACUCUAAGCUGCACGACUAUCAUAAAAUCGCGGUUUUUCUCGACCCGAAAUUCAAGGGACUUAGAUUCCUCACCGAGGAGGAACGAAACGAUACGCUGGCUAUCGUAAAGCAACAACUACAGCGCGACCAGGAUGGUAUAGAGCAGCUGAAAAAAAUUUACUCGUGUGGCAAAAAGAAUAAUAUCGAAAUCCGAAAAGAAACCAAGUUCUACGAGUUCAUGGAUGCCUCCCUAGAGGUUGAAAGUGCCGACGUAGUGGACGAUGAGAUCCGCCAGUACGUCGACAUUAAGCUCGAAACACCGGUGGACAUUCUGAGUUACUGGCGUAACGAAAAUGCAUUCCCCUUGCUGAAGAAACUCUGUCAGCGGAUACUAAACAUUCCGGCUGCCUGUGAUGAUAUGAAGCUGCGAUUCGGCCGAGCCGAGCAGCGCGAUUUUUUCAAGAAACGAACUGUGCUAAGAAACGAAGAAAUUGAUAUGAUGCUUUAUCUGAAUCAGAAUGGUCCGUGAAUUAAAA
Molecule: messenger RNA, 2382 nt
Organism: Malaya genurostris
Lineage: Eukaryota; Metazoa; Arthropoda; Insecta; Diptera; Culicidae
Exons: 2
Coding region: 291-2375 (694 amino acids)
Source: RefSeq, a predicted model, not a curated record